ACAAUGUUUUGGCAGUAAAACGCCGAGAGAAGCGAGAGUUCGAGCUGCAUUCAGGCGUCCAGACUCGGGUGCGGACAUGCACGGUGGAUCUCAUCUUUUGAGCUGAAUGAACGUUGCCCUCUUGAGGAACCAACCAUGAGUAUUAUCCAGGACAAGCUCGGCAAUGAGUUUCUGCGCAAUGGCAGCAUGGACCCCAACUUCGCCAACAGCAUGAUCAUGUUCAGCCACUUGCCUCCGGUCACCAGCUUCACCCGACUCGCGUCCCAGCCAGUGGUGACGGACCUUCCGCAGGAGAUGAUCCUGAAGAAGGAGCGGGAUUCUCCGGAGCACGCCGGAAGUUUUCUUCACAGCAUGGGCAUAAAGCAGGAGAAACUCACCGAGUUCGACUAUCGCUUCCCCAUGUAUGGAACAGCUCCAGGAUCGGGAGGAGGGAAGAGUACUGAUAUGAUGGACAUUUCCAUCGGCAAUCACCAGAACAUGCUUCUGCAAGAUGUCAACCAUGGCAGUCAGCUUCCUGAUAGAAUAGGAAAAGAUUCAAAAGAUUCAAUACACAAAAAAGGAAGAAGGGCAAAUGGGGAAGGACCAGAGGGCAAACCCAGAAGGAAGAGGGGAGAUUCAACAAAGUCGAUGAUGCUGGAUGGAGAAGGUGGACCUUUGUCUCCCAGCUCCAAACCCCACAUUUGUGAACACUGCAGCGCCGCCUUCCGCAGCUCCUACCACCUACGCAGACACGUGCUCAUCCACACAGGUGAGCGACCGUUUAGGUGCAGUCAGUGUAAUAUGAGCUUCAUCCAGAAGUACCUGCUGCAAAGGCAUGAGAAGAUCCAUAGUGGAGAAAAGCCAUUUAGCUGUGACCAGUGUAACAUGCGCUUUAUUCAGAAGUACCAUAUGGAGCGACACAAGAGAACACACAGCGGAGAAAAGCCAUAUAAAUGUGAUACAUGCCAACAGUUUUUCUCUCGUACUGACCGUUUACUGAAGCACAAGAGAACCUGUGGAGAAGCCAUAAAGAAGGGUCUGGACCCGGGGAUGCUGGACCUCGACGAGGACGAGCUCGGACAAGGCAGCUACUUACACACUCAGGGAAACUCCAGCGGACCACCGCCACGCAAGAGAGGCAAGACCAAGAGCUGUGGGGAAGGUGGAGAACGCCGGAGGAAAAAGGCAGCGGGUUCAGGCGCCAGCCAAAUGAUCAGCAUGCAGGACUACCCCCUGGACAUGGCCGCCGGCUCCGAGGCGUCCUCGUCGGGGAUCGGAAACAUGGCCGACGCCAGCAUGGCAAACCAGCACGGUCGCACUCCCAAGCUCGCCUUUAAGAAAGGUGGAAGGAAGGUCGGAGACAAGAACAUGCUCUCGAUGCACGAGGCCAGUUCAAAUCUCCACGAGGACAAACUUUUGACUUCUAAAUCCAACCCCAUGGACCUGCACGGGGCAGGAGCGAUGGACGGACUGGGCCUUCUACACGGUCCGUCUGAGCCCAAGCAGGGUGGCACGAGCAGCAACUACGACGACGCCAUGCAGUUUCUGAAAAAGAGGAGGUACCUGCAUGCUGCAAACAACGAUUACGGCGCCGUCAACCUCCAUCCUCAGCAGACGGUCAUUCAGGGCAGCAUCGGAGAGCCCACUCUGGCCUUGCUGGACACGUCGCCUCUGAUCAGCAUCGACAAGCACGACAGAUCGGGCAUCCCAGACGAGGUGCUGCAGAGCCUGCUGGAUCACUACACCCACAAAGGGGAUGUCACGUUUGACCUGUCGGAUCACCACCACGUAGACAUGCACGCCGCGUCCAGCACACCAGAGCUGGGCGCAGACGACGGCUCCUCGACCGGCUCGGCCGACAAAACCGGCGUCAUGAACGAGUACUCCAAAUUCCUGCUGCAGACACUUGAGCGAACGAGCCACGGUAGUAGCGCCAGCUUCUCUUUCUUCCCGGACAAGCACAUUUAUACCACGUCCCCUCUCGAGUGUAACUUUGUCCAGUCUGUCUCGUCCCCCCACACUCCCUCGUCUUCCUCCUCCGCUCUACCAAAGUCCCACUUCAGCAUGCUGGUGGGCUCCCAUUCCCCCACCCACUCCUCACCCUCCUCUCAGCAGGCCUUUCAUCUGAGUGCCCUGGAACCCAGUGGUCACCAGCAGCUCACCCCCUCUCAAGAGCUCACAGAGCAGCUGGAAAAGUCGCACUCGCCCCCCUACUCACUCGCCACUCAGGAUCUCGCCAAUGGCGGUGCGCAGAAAGAGCAGCAGAUAAAGAACGGCGGCGCCAACGGUGGGAGCGGCGCCAGGAACGGCUCAUCCUCCGACUCCGUCUACCCCCUGUCUUCCAAUCUGGCGGCCCUUGAGACGUCCAAGGAAGUGGACAUGCGCCCCACGUACCAGAUCGAGAACUUUGCCCAGGCUUUCGGCUCCCAGUUCAAAUCAGGACGCCGGACCCCUCUGGCCUACGGCAGCGAACCACAGCAGCGGACUCCCGUGUCGGAAUUCUCAGGGUAUACUAGUCUGUUAGCUGACGUAGGCGAGCCAGCUAGCUCAGGAACCAAAACCCCCACGAGCCAAAGCUACAGGUAGAGGUUUUGGUAGCCAGCAUAACCCUGCAGUGUGGCACAAGGACUUCCCCCAAUGCUCCCGUACCCCCAGCCCCCUUUCCCUUUUUUAAAAGCUGAAUAUUAAUUAUUACACUGCCAUUAAAUGUUCAUACUUUACCAGGGAAGGUCUACACGACCUCAAAUGCAAUUUUUUGAUAUUCUUCUUUUUUUAAUAUGUAUUUUACAUUUUUUUCUGUUAGUCUAGGCGAUUUCUGUGAGUAGAGGGUAGGUAAUGGCUUGACUUUUUCAUAAACCCUGUGUUUUAGCAAUCAGGAUAGAAUUGUAAAAUAGACGAAGAUGAUUUAUAGUAAUAACUAUUGUCAGGGUGUGGCCCAGUAUUCAAUGGCAAAAAAUGUUGGCCUAUUGUCUGUUACAAUAAUAAUUAAAAGUAUUACUCAGGAAAAGCAUUUUUGAAUAAUUAGGUGCGACUAGCACUAGUUUUUCUUACUACGGUCAGUCUAUGUUUCUGUAAAAUCCUUGAGGAAAAAUCGCCCAUUUUCAGUCUUUGCAUCCAGUCACACUGGUUUCCACUACAUGUACAAAAGCAGAGAUUACGAUUAUGGUACUUGUGUAAAUGUGAAAACACUUCUAUAUUGCAAUCACUAAAGGCCGAUGGGAAGAUGCGUGCUAGCAGACUUUCGCACGGUAGCGUGAGUGCGUGUGGAAAUCUGUGUGCAUGCGUGUAUAUAUCGAUAGGUAGCGUCUCGAUAGCUACUGAAAUGAACCCUCAGGGUGUGUCGGAUAUAUGCAUACCCAACUGUUAAACCGGUCGACUGUCAUCCCUUUAUUUCUCAAGGAAUCAAAUGAGCACUUUUUACCAUUGAAGACAACAACUGUUGGAUUUUAAAUACGUACAUUUGUUUGUUUUGAGGAAAGCUGUGAGGGGCAUUUUUAAAAAAAAAAAGAAAAAGAAAAAAAAGUAUAUAGUGGGGUGGGCUUGGAUUUUACCGUGAAUGACGUGAAUGCCAUACCAAUUUUUGUGCUGUGCAGCCUUGGGUGUACGUACAAGGCCUCUGUAUUAAACAUGUAUUUAAGUAUUAAAUUCUGAUCUGUGUGAAUUGCUGCAUUCGGAUUUCUACCUCUCAAAUUUGAUGCCUGAUGGAGGAAAAAUGCAAACUUCCCUUUCAAGACCUGGCUUGGAGAAUCAGCCGAGUCGGGGACUUUUUAAAACGUUGUUGGACGUGACUUUUUUUUAUUAUUAAUAUUAUUAUUUUUUACCCAACAAAAUCAGGAACGAUGUUGUAUAAGGAAAGUUUUUGUCCACAAUUGUGAUUUUUGUAGUGCCCUCGAAUGGAGCGACGAGGCCUCUGUCUUCCGAUGUCCCAAUUUUCCUUGAACUUCUCCCGUCCCGCAUGAAUGGGACCCUGCUUUGUCCUCGAACCCUUCCCCUUCCCUGAUGUCUGAGGCCUGCUGUUCUAGCACCAGUGGGGCUGAAGGCCUGAAUGCUGCACUCCAAACUCGUCUCGUGCUAAAGAAAGAGAGAAAGAAAGAGAGGAAACUGAGAGCGGCGUAAAGAAUUAAAUUGACCUUAAUAUACCUCAUAUCACUGUACACAUGAGAACAGGGACAUGUGUUUCAUGUAGCCUAUGUAGUGGUAAUAUUGUAGUACAUCAGCCAUAUUGUAUAAUCAUUUAAUGCCACCUGUGUUUACAGUUCUAGUUCAUGUUGUUCUGUCGGAAUAUAUUAUUUUUGCCUGUCGAGCAGCCAUGCAAAGCAGUGUUUAUGUUGUCGAUUUUUUUCCAUCAGGAUUUCUCCGAUUCAUUUUGUCUUCCCUUUAUUUUUGUUCAAUGCCAUAAUGUGUUUUGAUAUGAUCUCUAGAAAGACUUUGUUUACAAUAAUGUACAAAACACUAAAAAUGUGUGUUUUUCCUAUUUUUUUAUUUUAUCUGAUGCAUGAUAUGAAGUUUUGUUUCGUUUUCUUUGUCUGGCUUUUUACUGAUCACCGCAAUUGCACCAAAUUUUUUUGUAGCAGAAAUGUCCAUCUUCAGUCUUUUUGGUGACUUUACAGGGCUGAACAUGUCAGAUGACUUUAUAUAUAAUUAGAAAAGCCAAUAAAACCUUUUGUUAUGAAA
Molecule: messenger RNA, 4653 nt
Organism: Trichomycterus rosablanca
Lineage: Eukaryota; Metazoa; Chordata; Actinopteri; Siluriformes; Trichomycteridae
Gene: znf281b
Product: zinc finger protein 281b
Exons: 7
Coding region: 136-2565 (809 amino acids)
Biological process (GO): regulation of transcription by RNA polymerase II
Cellular component (GO): nucleus
Molecular function (GO): DNA-binding transcription factor activity, RNA polymerase II-specific; RNA polymerase II cis-regulatory region sequence-specific DNA binding
Source: RefSeq, a predicted model, not a curated record